Molecule: messenger RNA, 2038 nt
Organism: Pseudomyrmex gracilis
Lineage: Eukaryota; Metazoa; Arthropoda; Insecta; Hymenoptera; Formicidae
Gene: CARPB
Product: carbonic anhydrase-related protein 10
Exons: 10
Coding region: 931-1884 (317 amino acids)
Molecular function (GO): carbonate dehydratase activity; zinc ion binding
Source: RefSeq, a predicted model, not a curated record
CCUGCCCCCGUCGCACCUGCGUGUACCUAUUCUCUCUUCCUCUCUCUCUCUCUUUCUCUGUCUCUUUCUCUCUCUUUAUCUCUUUUUCUCUUUCUCUUUUUCUUUCCUUCUCUUUUUUCUCUCUUUUUCUUUUCCGUAUCUCUUUUCCACUGCCUCUUGAUCAUCCGCGAUCCGUAGCCUCUUUCGCGUCAAGUGUGCCGAAGGCCCCGGCAGGAUCGAUUUAGUCACCUUCAACAGGAUAACGUCAGAAUGUGUCUUCGUCGCGGAGAGGAUAUGAUAAGCACGGCGAUCCAGGUAUGAAGAAAUCAGGAAAAAUUGAAGACACGAGAAGGUGUAAGUAGGUGUAUAAGUAGCGCUAAAGUAGAAAAGUAAAUCUGACGGAGUAGAAAAUCGGAAUGCGAAAAAGUGAGAUAUCAGGUGGACGCCGAUUGGGAUACCAAGGAAUCAUUAUGCCAGAACGAAAAUAAUCGAAGGAAUCGAGGCAGAAGGCGAUCGUGCGAAAGAAAGAAAAAGACGAAAUAAUAUAGAAAACGAUGACGGUUUGCAAAAAAAAGAAGCAACGUGGCUCGUGCGUGCGUGGACGAAACACACACGUCGGUCAUUAGAAUCGCAUUGUCGAAAUUCGGAACGCGCGGACGGAAUGUUUGUUGCUCGGGAUAAACCCGCCAGCAGUGGGUACAUCGUUCGAUUAAUCGAUUAGCGGCGAUAACAAUUUGAGUUUAGCCACUAUCUCGGCUUGGAAACGCGAAGCAACAAGAGCCGAAUGUUUGCACUCCGAAAAUACCUGGCGAACCAAGACUAUCUGUGAAUUUUUCGUUUAAAUGUCAAAUCGAUCUUCGAGAUUGAUUGCCGCUUCAUUAAAACGGAUCUGACAAAAUCGGAACAAAACGAGGCGAAUGAUGUCCAAUUGACAAAGACCGCACAGCAGGAAUGGCUCCCUUCAGUUCCGUCUUCCUCGGUGUCUGGGGAGUGUUUGUUGUCACUUUGAUACAGGAAUCGACACCAGUCAGCUGGGAAGAAUGGUGGACGUACGAUGGUAUUUCCGGUCCUGCCUUCUGGGGCCUUAUCAACCCGGAAUGGUGGCUCUGUAACAAAGGUCGAAGACAAUCACCGGUCAAUCUCGAACCCUCUCGACUGCUUUUCGACCCGAAUUUACAACCGCUUCAUCUGGACAAGCACAGAAUCAAUGGCGUGUUGGCGAACACCGGGCACAGCGUUGUGUUCGCCGUAGAGAACGACACCCGUCAUCCCGUUAAUAUCUCCGGUGGUCCGCUCAGUUAUCGUUAUCAGUUUCACGAAAUUCAUCUCCAUUUUGGCUUAGACGAUCGCGUAGGCAGCGAACAUACCGUUGACGGACACCCUUUCCCCGCCGAGUUGCAGAUAUUCGGCUUCAACUCGCAGCUUUAUAACAACUUCUCGGACGCGCUGCAUAGAGCGCAAGGAAUCGUGGCGGUGUCGCUUCUUUUGCAGGUGGGCGACCUCUCGAACCCAGAGCUGAGAACGUUCACGCAGCAGCUGGAUAAAAUCAAAUACGGAGGCCAAGCUAUGGAAAUUAAACGUUUCGGGGUGCGCGAACUUCUGCCGGACACGAAGCAUUACAUGACGUACGACGGCUCCACCACGAUGCCGGCGUGUCACGAGACCACCACAUGGAUCAUCCUCAACAAGCCCAUAUACAUCACCAAGCAGCAGCUGCACGCUCUGAGGCAAUUAAUGCAAGGAGACGAAAAACAGCCAAGCGCACCGCUUGCAAACAACUUUAGACCACCGCAACCCCUUCAUCAUCGUCCUGUUCGGACGAACAUUGACUUCAAUGUUCAGGGUCCGAAGAAUUGUCCGACGAUGAACAGGGACAUAUAUUAUAAAGCCAAUAGCUGGAAAUAAUACCCAGUUCUGCCGUGAGGUCAACGUUCGCAGUAACUACGCUUUUUCCCGGAAUGAGCUGGAACUUUUCGCUGUAAGGAAAAAAAUUGACAUAUCAAUUAUGGGCGGGUGAUGCCGGGUCACAAAAAAAAAAAAAAAAAACAAUUACAGCAAA